AUGAGGCGGCUCUCUCUCCUUCGCCUUCGCCCGCGUCUUUGCUUGUUUCCUCGGUAUCGACUGGUCCAAGAUACAGAUGGAGACGAUGAACUGGAAAAACAACAGGCAGCGCGGUCACUGGUCCACACCUACUCGCCGUACUGGCUGUGGGCCAACGCUGCGCUGUUCGGUCUCUCCAUUGUCGUUUUCGCGGUGUCACUAUGGCUGCAUCUAGCAUCCCGAAAACCGAAUUUCCUCCUCAAGCAGAUUUCUAUGCCGUCCCCCGUCCUAGACGACGUCGAAAUCAAAAUCCAGCCCAAGCGCAUGGACGCCACGCUCCUCGAGUCCUCCCCGCUGAGCAUCUUCCGCCAGGAACCGAGCGACGAGGUGGACCACGCAUGGAGGCAACUGGGCGACACGCGGCCGAUCCCCCUGACGCGGGAGCAGGUGCUCGCCAUCGGGAAAGAUCCGCAGCAGGCGGUGCGUAUCCCCGAGAGCUGGGGGUUAGGGCCGGACAUGUACGCGGGACGCAUCGACGUUUUCCACCAGAUCCACUGCCUGGACAGUCUACGCCGGGAGGCGUAUUUCGAGCACUACUACGGCAGUAAGUAUCCCGGGGGAUUCAACGACACGACGCCGAUGCAUCGGCUGCAUCUGUCGCACUGCGUGUACCUGCUUCUGCAGAACAUCCUCUGCAACGCGAACACGGACGUCUACACGCAUUUCUGGACGGAUACGCUGCACCAUCCGUUCCCGGAUUUCAAUAUCCACCACCAGUGUCGCGAUUUCGAGGCUGUGCGGGACUGGCAGAAUCGGCAUGCGCUGGAUGAGGAGGCCUUUGUGGCGUUGCGCAGGCCUGAUGACUAUGGCCCGCCGCAUGUCAUGUCCCAUCGGUUUAAGGAGGUUCAUGGGUUUUUUCGCAACCAUGAGGAUUAUGGUCAGGAUGUGGAUGGUGAGAUUGGGUAG
Rasamsonia emersonii CBS 393.64 is the source of this 945-nucleotide messenger RNA. RefSeq lists its product as uncharacterized. The transcript has 2 exons. The coding region runs from base 1 to 945 and encodes 314 amino acids. The record is from RefSeq and is a predicted model, not a curated record. Gene Ontology annotation, biological process: mycotoxin biosynthetic process. Lineage: Eukaryota; Fungi; Ascomycota; Eurotiomycetes; Eurotiales; Trichocomaceae.